This is a messenger RNA of Hypanus sabinus (Atlantic stingray), 5324 nucleotides long. Its product is annotated as zinc finger protein 239-like. NCBI's taxonomy places the organism in Eukaryota, Metazoa, Chordata, Chondrichthyes, Myliobatiformes, Dasyatidae. The record is from RefSeq and is a predicted model, not a curated record. Bases 2384 to 3532 code for a protein of 382 amino acids. The transcript has 3 exons. Gene Ontology annotation, molecular function: RNA polymerase II cis-regulatory region sequence-specific DNA binding; DNA-binding transcription factor activity, RNA polymerase II-specific; phosphatase activity. Gene Ontology annotation, biological process: dephosphorylation; regulation of transcription by RNA polymerase II.
UAUAGGAAGAAGUAUAGUCGAUAUUUUGGGCUGAGACCCUUCUUCCUAUAGAUGCUGCCUGGCCUGUUGCAUUCUACCAGCAUUUUGUGUGUGUUGGACGAUGGAAUUAUUGGCUUUCCAGCCAGGUUCAGAAUCUGAAUCAGGUUUAUUGUCACUGGUAUGUGAUGUGAAAUUUGAAACCUAGCAGCAACAUUUCAAUGCAAUACAUAAUCCAGAAAAGAGAAAGAAAUAAAAAUAAUAAGAAUAAACAAGUAAAUCAAUUACAGUAUGUGUAUAUUGAAUGGAUUUUUAAUAAAACAUGCAAAAAACAGAAAUGCUAUAUAUUAAAAAAGUGAGGUAGUGUCCAAGGAUUCACUGUCCAUUUAGGAAUCGGAUGGCUAAGGGGCUGUUUCAGGAGCAGUUCCUGAAUCGCUGAGAAUGAGCCUUCAGGAUUCUGAACCUCCUACCGGAUGGUAACAGUGAGGAAAGGGCAUGCCCUGGGUGCUGAAGGUCCUUAAUAAUGGACGCUGUCUUACUGAGACACCACUCCCUGAAGAUGUCCUGGGUACUUUGUAGGCUAUUACCCUAGAUGGAGCCAACUAGAUAUACAAACAUCUGCUGCUUCAAUCAGUCCUGUUAAGGGAUGAUACAAAUACAGGCAGAGAGACAGGAAAUUUUGAAGAAGCUGGGAGUCUGCAAAAGAGACAAAUUUGGAGAAUGGACAAAGAAUUGCAUAUGCAAUAUAGUGUAUGGAAGUGUAUGGUUAUGUACUUUGGUAGAAGGAAUAAAAGCAUAGUCUAUUUUCUAAAAAGGCAAAAGAUUCAAAAAUCAGAGGUGCAAAGGGACUUCCAUGCAGGAUUCCGUAAAAGUUAACUUGCCAGCUGAGUCAGUGGUAAGGAAGGGAAAUUCAAUGUUAGUAUUCAUGUUGAGAGGACGAGAAGAUAAAAGGAAAGAUGUAAAGCUGAGGCUAUUUUAUAAGGUAUUGGUUAGACUGCACUUGCAGUAUUGUGAGCAGUUUUAAGCCUAUUAUCUAAGAAGAAUUGUGCUGGUGUUCAAGAGUGUCCAGAAGAGGUUCACAAGAAUGAUUCCAGGAGUGAAACCUAUCAAAUAUUAAAAGGACUGAAUAGAGUAGAUCUGGUGAAGAUGUUUCCUGUCGUAGGUGAUUCUAGGACCAAAUGUCCAGUCAAUCAUGGCUGAUCCAAUUCUUCCAGUCAUCCCAAUUCCCCUGCCUUGUCCGCAUAUCCUUUGAUGAGGGCAUGCAGACAAUCACAUGGAAUACUGUACGUCCUUCUCCACUUCUUGCCUCCCUUGCUUUACAUUUUGGACUCUGCUUUUCCCGUGCCCUUCUCAGCAGCUUUGGACGGCUUAGGCAUUUCUUCAAUCAGUUUAAGACACAGAAAAAAUGGAAAUUAAAAAAUGCCAAUUAAAUAGGCAGCAUAGGUCAAAUAUGAUGGCAGAAUAUGGUAUUAAUGGUAGGACUCUUGGCAGCGUGGAUGAUCAGAGUUAUGUUGGGGCCCGAGUCCAUAGAACGCUCAAAGCGGCUGCACAGGUUGACUCUGUGGUUAAGAAGACCUAUGGUGUAUUGGCCUUCAUCAAUCAUGGAAUAUAAUUUAAGAGCCGAGAGGUAAUGUUGCAGCUAUAUAGGACCCUGGUCAGACCCCUCUUGGAGUACCCUGCUCAGUUCUGGUCGCCUCACAAAAAUUUGCAGAUUUAUUUGCCCUUAGGGUUGGUGGAUCCGCCGGUUUUCUUCGGCAAUAGUACGGCCUGGAUAUUGGGCAGCACCCCACUCUGAGUGAUGGUCACCCUCCCAGGAGCUUGAUGAGAUCCUCGUCGUUGCGGGCAGCCAGCUGCAAACGUCUGGGGACGAUGCCUGUCUUUUUGUUGUCCCGGGCCGCGUUGCCCAAUUUUGGAGGAGUGUAGGCGAGACCACGGUGUGAUCACCGAAUACAGCGGACUAGACUGGAAAAAGUACGACUGGAUUACCGCUUCACCUGGAAAAAAAAAGUUCAGGACCGUGGAUUGGGGGGCGCGGGACAAGGAGAUGAAGAAGCAUCUCAUUCCAGCUGGAAAUAGGUUUUGAGUCUGAAAUAGAGUUUUCGUCUGUAACUCGGUGUAAUCCACUGCAACCGGGGUGCUGAGAACACAACAGCAUUGGUUCAUUAGAGAUCAGUUCUUCAACUGCAUUGACUGUGUGAGGGAUUCACUACGUCUGACAUCUGACUGCACGAAUUGUCAGAGAACUGAAAGCAAGCAGAUAUCAUUCAGCUGCUCUCAGUGAGGGAAAGGAUUCUCUCAUGCAGCCGACCCCCAGACACAGCAUUGAGGCCAUUUACUUGAUCAGACUGGGAAGGGACUCAAUCAGUCAUCUGACUUACUGGCACACCGGUCAGUUCACAUUGGGGAGAUGUCUUUUACCUGCUUAGACUGUGGGAAGGGAUUUACUCGGUCAUCUGACCUGAAGGAACAUCAGCGAAUUCACACUGGAGAGAGGCCGUUCACCUGCUCAGAUUGUGGGAUGAGAUUUACUCGGUCAUCUCAACUGAAGGGACAUCAGCGAGUUCACACUGGGGAGAGGCCGUUCACCUGCUCACACUGCGGGAAGAGAUUUUGUCGUUCAUCUCAAAUGAAGGAACAUCAGCGAGUUCACACUGGGGAGAGGCCGUUUACCUGCUCAGACUGUGGUAAGGGAUUUACCCGGUUAUCUCAACUGAAGGAACAUCAGCCAGUUCACACUGGGGAGAGGCCCUUCAUCUGCUUACACUGUGGGAAAGGAUUUCCUCGGUCAUCUCAACUAUUGGAACACCAGUCAGUUCACACCGGGGAGAUGCCAUUCACCUGUUCACAUUGUGGGAAGGGAUUCACUCGGUCCUUCAGCCUACAGAGACACCAGUCUGUUCACACUGGGGAAAGGCCAUUCGUGUGUUCCAUGUGUGGAAAGGGAUUUACUCGGUUACCUGACCUACUGGCUCAUCAGUCAGUUCACACUGGGGAGACGCCGUUCACCUGCUCAGACUGUGGGAAGGGAUUCACUCGGUCAUUUCACCUGAAGGAACAUCGACGACUUCACACUGGAGAGAGGCCAUUCAUCUGCUCAGACUGUGGGAAGGGGUUCACUAAGUUAUCCCACCUACAAACACACCAGCGAGUCCAUAAUGGGGAGAGGCCAUUCACCUGCUCAGACUGUGGGAAAGGAUUUACUCAAUCAUCUCAACUAUUAGGACACCAGCGAGUUCACACUGGGGAGAGGCCAUUUACCUGCUCAGACUGUGGUAAGGGAUUCACUCGAUCAUCUCAACUGAAGGUACAUCAACGAAUUCACACUGGGGAGAAGCCAUUUACCUGCUCAGACUGUGGGAAGAGAUUCAUUCGGUUAUCUCAACUGAAGGUACAUCAGCGAGUUCACACUGGGGAGAGGCCAUUCAUGUGUUCAGUGUGUGGGAAGAAAUUCACUCGGUCAUUCAGUCUGCAGAGACACCAGCGAGUUCACACUGGGAGAGAGGCAUUCACUUACUCUGACUGUGGAAAGGGAUUCACUCCAUCAUGCAGCCAGUAGAAACGCCAGUUGGUUCACACUGGGAGAGAGGCCACUCACGUGUUCUGUGUAUGGGAGGGGUUUACAACAGUCAUACAACUUCCAGAAACACCAGCAAGUUUACACUGGACAGAGGCAUUUCACCUGCUCAGAAUGUGGGAUGGGUUUCACUGGAUCAACUGAUCUACUGGCUCACCAGUCAGCUCAUACUGGGGAGAAACUAUUUACCUGUCAGACUGUGGGAAGGGAUUCACUCAGCCAUUUCAGCUACUGACACAUCAGCGAGUUCACACCAUUCACCAGUUCUGAGUGUGGAAGGUGAUUCACUCGGUCAUCUCACUUUGUGAUGCACUAUUCGGUCCACACUGGGGAAAAAGUUUAAAUCGGCUGCAUGUUGGACAUUUAACCAUUGUGGUUGCUGAAUCCUGAGGCAAGUUCAAAAGUAAUUGUUGGUGGCAAACUCUGCAGUUAUUGCUGCUGCUCGUCACACCCAGUUCUGCACCCUGUUCACUGGGCAUGGGAGGAGUUUAUUAUGUCGAUGUUCACUAAUAGGACUGGAGUUUAGUAUUCUGGAUCUGUGACGAAUAAACCAGUUCUAUUUUAAACUCUGUCUCAGGUACUUAGUGAAGCUACAACACACCCAGUGUACAACAGUGAGUCAACUGAGCCCAUCUGAUCCCUGCAGGAGUUUUUGUUCUGUAACAGUCCUUUAAGUCCAUCCCUGCCGUCCACCUCUGGGUCUCCCUGUGGAGAUGGUUUCCAAAUAAUCACCACUCUGUGGGUGAAGAGGUUUCAUCUGAAUUUCCUGCAUGACUUUCUGCAGAUUGAAGAAGACGAGUUGGCUGCAGUCAUGUUUGGCUUGUUCUUCAUCCUUUGAAUAUCUGGGCAAGGAAGAAUGACAUUGAUAGAUAAUGACCUUUUUCCCUGUUCAUUUCAAUGAUAUAGGCCAUUUUCACUGGUUCUAAAGGGCUUUCUCACACAGAUGGGUUGUUAGGAUACACACUGUCCUCCAAAGUCCGAAAGCAGAAUGGAGGACCAAUAGUUGUAUGUUCAGUGGAACAUGGUCAGAAACCAGAGACGGGUCAGCAGAGGACAGAGUCUGGGGCUCUGGUCAGUGGUAGGGUUAAGAGCAUAUGAUGAGGAACAGGGAAACAGAGCAGGGGGUGUGGCAACAAAUGGCAGGGUAGCAACAUUUGGAAGCUGAUUGACAGAGGAAAAACAUUAGGUUGACUUUGUUGAUACACUAUGUCUGUUGUCAUUGAGUACAUUGCUUGUGGGAACUUGCUAUGUUAAACUGGCUACUGAGUUCUCAUAAAAAUAUUGACUUGAUUGGUGACAUUUGGGCACAGAGGAGGCGAUGCUUGUAAAUGCUUUCGAGAUAUUAUUCUUCCCCAGAAAUUUGAGUUUUAGAAGGUACAAUCACUGUGUGUGCAUGUGCUGAGUCUGUUGAAUCUGUUUGUCAUUUUCUUUGCAGUUUUCAAUUAGUUAUCUGCUUGUAUUUUGAGUAGCCUUUGUAUACAUAAUAGUUUACUAUGCAUGUACAAAGUAUAAUUCUGGGACUUACAUAAAUAAGUAUUUCCUCAUUGGUUAAUUUGUACUGCAAUAUUGACCAAGUACUUUCUUAUUGGAUUAUUGUUAUCAUAGAUUUGAAUGGAAAUUUUUAUUUGUGUAUGAAAGUAGCUGUGUUACACAAGAGUCCAUAUUUUGUUUCUCUUGCUGCUUCAAGUAGUAGACCCCUUUCACUGUUCUGUUCCUGUUCUAUCAUCUUUUAAUAAAGCAAUCAUGAAGCAACAUGUUUUAUGUCCCAUUCCUG